CACACCACGCCUGUCAAAAGGAAUGGCAGAGCAGGAGAGCUUGGAGUUUGGCAAAGCCGACUUUGUCUUAUUGGAUAACCUCACCAUAGAGGAGUUCUUAGCGAAUUUGGAAGUGAGGUUUUAUAAGAAUAGAAUCUACACCUACAUUGGAGAGGUGGUUGUCUCAGUAAAUCCAUACCAGCAUAUUGAUUUAUAUGGAAGAGACAUGAUCGAACACUACAAAGGAAGGGAGCUGUAUGAAAGACCACCGCAUUUGUAUGCCAUUGCAGACUCAGCUUACAAAGCCAUGAAAAGGAGAGCUAAGGACACGUGCAUUGUAAUAUCAGGUGAGAGUGGCGCUGGCAAGACAGAAGCCAGUAAAUAUAUAAUGCAGUAUAUUGCAGCCAUCACCAACCCCAGCCAGAGAUUGGAAGUUGAGAGUGUAAAAAACGUUUUGCUGAAGUCAAACUGUGUCCUGGAAGCUUUCGGGAAUGCAAAGACGAAUCGGAAUGACAAUUCUAGCCGAUUUGGGAAAUACAUGGACAUCAACUUUGACUUUAAAGGGGAUCCCACUGGUGGACACAUCAAUAACUAUUUGCUUGAGAAAUCACGAGUGAUUGUUCAACAAAGAGGAGAAAGGAAUUUCCAUUCCUUUUAUCAGCUGAUCCUGGGUGGCUCUGAUGAUCUGUUGAAGUCCUUGUACUUGCAGAGAGAUGCGGAAGAAUAUGCAUUUAUUCGAGAUGGAGCUACUGUCAAUUCUGUGGUCAAUGACAAGGAGAAUUUUAAGGCUGUAAUGAAAGCAAUGGAAAUCAUCGGGUUCAGUGACAAAGAAAUUGACACCAUCUACAAAAUCCUGGCCACCAUCUUGCAUUUGGGAAACCUAAUGUUUACCACAGAGAGUGAUGCUGCCUCCAUCAGCAAUAAUGAUGUAGUGUCACAGAUUGCAGAUAUCACUAUGACAGAGCCAGACACUGUCAGGAAGACUCUUCUUCAUCGCACUGUGGCUACGGGAGGAGGUGAAGUGAUUGAAAAAGGUCACACAGUGCAGGAAGCUGCAUAUGGUAGAGAUGCUUUUGCCAAGGCCAUUUAUGAGCGCCUAUUUUGUUGGAUUGUGAAUCGCAUCAAUGAUGUCAUUGAGGUAAAGGGUUAUGACCCACGCAUUCACGGGAAGAACACUGUGAUUGGAGUGCUGGAUAUUUAUGGAUUUGAGAUCUUUGAAAACAACAGUUUUGAACAGUUCUGUAUAAAUUACUGCAAUGAGAAGCUUCAACAGCUCUUCAUUGAACUGAUCCUGAGGCAGGAGCAAGCAGAGUACCAGAGAGAGGGAAUCGAGUGGCAACAUAUUGACUACUUCAACAAUCAAAUCAUUGUGGAUCUUGUGGAACAACAACACAAAGGAAUCAUUGCCAUCCUGGAUGAGGCCUGUAUGAACGUUGGGAAGGUGACAGAUGCCAUAUUGGUGGACACCAUGGACUCAAAGCUGGGCAAACAUGCCCACUACACUAGCAGAAAGCUGUGUCCGACUGAAAAGAAUAUGGAGUUCAACAAACACUUCAGGAUAAAACAUUACGCUGGACAAGUCACGUACUCAGUGGAAGGCUUCAUUGAUAAGAACAAGGACACACUCUAUCAAGACUUCAAACGUCUAAUGUACAACAGUUCUAACCCUGUGUUGAAAGACAUGUGGCCAGAAGGGAAACUGAGUAUCACAGAGGUCACAAAACGACCUCUGACUGCUGCGACCCUGUUCAGGAGUUCCAUGAUUGCACUUGUUGUUAACUUGGAAUGUAAGGAACCUUACUAUGUACGAUGCAUUAAGCCCAAUGAUCAGAAAUCUUCCUUAAUCUUCGAUUAUGAACGCUGUAGACACCAGGUGGAAUAUUUGGGACUUUUGGAAAAUGUGCGGGUGCGGAGAGCUGGAUUCGCUUAUCGACAACCAUAUGAGCGUUUCCUGCAGAGGUAUAAGAUGAUUUGUGAGUACACUUGGCCCAAUCACUUGAUGUCUACAGACCUGGAAGCCACCCGAAUGAUCGUAGACCAACGUAACUUCCAGCAAGAUGUUGCCUAUGGAAAGACAAAGCUAUUCAUUCGUACACCGCAGACGCUAUUUGGACUGGAAUCAGCACGGGCAGAAACAAUUCCUUUAAUUGUGCUGUUUCUGCAGAAGCUCUGGAGGGGAGCCAUAGCGAGGAAACGCUGUCGGGGUAUGAGAGCUGUCUAUGCAAUCAUGAGUUAUUACAAAACAUUCAAGGUCAAGGCAUAUCUCAUCGAGGUAAUGAGACGCUUCCAGAAUGUACGGAGCAUGAAAGACUAUGGAAAGAGUGUGAUAUGGCCAACGCCUCCAACAGUCUUAGUCAAAUUUGAGGAGAAUAUGAAAUAUCUGUUCCGAAGGUGGAGGGCACGACAAAUUGUGAAAAACAUCCCACCUUCUGAUAUGCCACAAAUCAAGGCAAAGAUUGCUGCCAUGGAUGCACUGCUGGGGCGAAGAAAAGACUGGGGUGUUCAGAGAAACUGGGAGCAGGACUACCUCUCAUCUGCCAGGGACAAUCCAGAGAUGAUGUCCCAGUUUACCACAACCAUGAAUGGACUGAAAAGCAAGGAGCAAUUCAGCUCUGUGCUGUUCUCUGCACAUGUACGAAAGGUGAAUAGGUUUAAUAAAUGUGAGGAUCGAGCUAUUCUCAUCACUGACCAGCACCUGUACAAACUGGAGCCAGCCAAACGCUACAAGAGCAUGAAGGCACUCCCACUUAGCCAUGUCACUGGGGUCAGCGUUACUACUGGCAGGGAUCAGUUGAUCAUCUUCCACACCAAGGUAAAUGACGAUCUGGUGGUUUGCCUGGACAAGAUGCAGCGCGGAAACGAUAAUAGGAUUGGAGAAGUUGUUGGUGUCUUGGCCAAUCACUUUAGCAAGAAUAAGAUACCUCUGCAGGUCAACGUCAGCAACCCAAUCAAUUGCAACAUGCGCGGCAAAAAACGCACAGUGAUGGUGGAGGAGAGAAUUGAACAAACACAGCCCGACUUCAAGAAAAAUCACACAGGCUUCACAUUGUAUUGGGCAGGAAUACAGUGCUCAUGAGCCUCAGGGUUUCACUGAAGCACGCUCAGUUAUGUUUGUAAUGUGAGUUUUUUUUUAUAUAUAUAAUAAAAGAUUCAUGUUCUUUCCUUUGUGGUCAAUAUUCUGUCCUGGUGAAAUUAAUUUACAAAGUGUGCAGGUGAUCAUGUGCGUGAGUGAUGGAACUGUAUCAUAAAAUGGUUACAGCGCAGAAGGAGACCAUUCAGCCCAUCAAGUGUGUGGCAGCUGUCUGCAAGAGGAAAUCACAGAUAUCCCUUCCCUGCAGCUAACAAUGUUUUGCUCUUCAGGUGCUAAUCCAGAUCCUAACUAUUCACUGUAUUAUAAAAGUGUUUUUUCUUGUGUCAUUGUUGGCUCAUUUGCCAACUACCUUAAAUCCAUAUCUCCUUGUCCCGAUCUUUCCACCAGAAGGAAAUAUUUCUCCCUACAUACUCUGUCCACAUCCUUACAGACACGACUAUCAAAUCUCCUCUUAAACUUCUCAAAGAAAUACAACCUCAGCUUCUCCAAUCUAUCCAAGCAACAGAAAUGCACCAUCCUGAAAUUAGUCUCAUAAAUCUUGUCUGCACCAUCUCUAAAUCUUUUACAUAUUUCCUAUACUGUGGUGCUCUGAAUUAGACCCAAUAUUCCAGUUAAUGCUGAGUUCAUGUUUUACACAGGUUUACAUAACUUGCUUGCAUUGAUACACUGGGCCGCUACUGAUGAAACCAUGGAUCCAGUUAUCAACUGCACUCCCAGAUCGUCCUCACCUUCCAAGAUUUGUGCAUAUGAACCCUCCAUGUCCUAGCACCCCAUUUGGAAUUGUAUCCUCUAUUUUAUCCUCUAUUGCAUCCUCUAUUAUAUCCUCUCCUCAUUCUUUUACCAAAAUAUAUCACUUCACACUUCUCUGCAUUAAUUUUCAUCUGCUACUUCCCAUGAUAAACAUAGACAUAUCAUAUUAUGAACUUUCAGUGAAUACUUUUAAAAGUUUGAACAUGUGCUUUUAAGAUAGCUACCACAAAUCAUGUGUUUUUUUUUGGUUUUUCGACUACAGACAAUGUCAGGUCUCCAGCAAAUACCUGAUUAAAUAUGAAUGUAGACAAAGAUACCUUACAGCCAGUUGUGGAUUUCAAAGAUUUCAUUCUUUAAACUAAAGGCUACUGGGUUUCCACACUGCCUGUCACAGUGUUGUUUUAAUUCCCAGUCUGUAAUCUGGCUUGAUAAAUCAUGUUUUGUAUUGGUUUUAAUGAGGUGGUCUGUCACUGAGCCAGAAGCAGACAAUGUUUCGGAGUUUGUUUUAACUGUAAAACUGAAGCUUCUUUAUUAAAAGAAAUGAAGAUA
Molecule: messenger RNA, 4369 nt
Organism: Rhincodon typus (whale shark)
Lineage: Eukaryota; Metazoa; Chordata; Chondrichthyes; Orectolobiformes; Rhincodontidae
Product: unconventional myosin-Id-like
Exons: 22
Coding region: 23-3055 (1010 amino acids)
Biological process (GO): actin filament organization; vesicle transport along actin filament
Cellular component (GO): plasma membrane; cytoplasm; myosin complex
Molecular function (GO): ATP binding; actin filament binding; microfilament motor activity
Source: RefSeq, a predicted model, not a curated record